Molecule: messenger RNA, 660 nt
Organism: Acaulospora morrowiae
Lineage: Eukaryota; Fungi; Glomeromycota; Glomeromycetes; Diversisporales; Acaulosporaceae
Source: the annotation of a GenBank genome assembly
UCAACACAUAUUCCGUAUCGUGACAGUAAACUUACCAGAAUUCUCCAAGAAUCUCUCGGUGGUAACUCCCGAACAACGUUGAUCAUCAAUAGUUCUCCUUCCUCUUUUAACGAAGCCGAGACCUUGAGUACAUUGAGGUUUGGUAUGAGGGCCAAGACUAUUAAGAACAAGGCCAAAGUUAAUGCUGAACUUAGUCCGGCCGAACUUAAGGCUCUUCUUAAGAAAGCCAAGAACGAAGCCGUUAGCUUCCAACAAUAUAUUGCAGCCCUCGAGGGUGAAGUCGGUGUUUGGCGUAGUGGAGGAACCGUACCAAAAGAAAAAUGGGUAUCAAUGGAAAAAUCCACAGGUUCUGCUGCCGCGCCAUCAACGCCUACUACCCCAUCCAAUCCGGCAAUCGAGGCCGCGAAGAAAGAACUUGAAUCUCGACCAAGCACACCGGUUCCCAUAUUAGAAAAGGAUGAGCGAGAGGAAUUCUUGAAACGCGAGAACGAACUCACCGACCAGAUUGCUGAAAAAGAGUCGCUAUUGGCUAACCAAGAGAAGCUCUAUACCGAAAUGAAAGAAGAACUUGAAUCUUACAAGGAGCAAGAAGAAUCUAUUACAAAGGAAAAUAAACAAAUGGCAGCCGAGAUUAAUAAUCUCAAAGUUCAAUUGGAAAAA